GCAAGUUUCAAAAUUUAACAGAUUCGCAGGCGUCUUUUCGAAAUUUGUAUCAGUUAUUGUUUAUCAUUUUGGUUUCAGCUUCUCUUAUUUUCUUGAAAAAUAGAGAAGAUGCCGCGUAGAAAAAAGUCGAGAAAGAAUCAAACUAGUCGUAUGCGGCCGGUGCUUCCAGAGGGCGAUCUCGACUCUUCAAUGAGCAUCGAUGAACGCAAAGCAAAGUUGGAUAUUUAUUUGAAAGAUUUAAAUAUGCAAGGUACAGAUAUUGUAAAGCUAACUGUUUUAUUUUUUGACGAACAUGUGGUAAACUUACUUAUAAUUCAGCUUAAAACUAUAUUUUAAUAAUGUACAUUACGGGAAACAUUCUUUAAGGUACUUUGGACCAUAUAUAAAUGUUAUAAACUGAACGGCAAAAUCACGGACAAACGUACCUCACAAUCCUUUAAGUCCAAAAUACAGCGGUUUAAUCUUGUAGAUCCUAUAACUGAAAAUUGUGGCUGUUGUCUUAUUUGUAGUUCGUGAGAAUUUUAAGAAACGUAUUUAGUAUUUUUAUGUAUAUUUUGGUGGGGGAUAUCUCCGUUACUUUUAACUUUUAAAUUUUAACUUUUUAUAAAUUUUAGAUUUUAGUGAAUUAUGAAUUUAUCUGGGGAUACCAUGUAUAAACUCAUUUUAUCAUUUUUUCCCCUAUUAUUUUAAAUUCCCCAAUUAGCUUUUUAAGUAAAAGACAUGGACACUUAAAUUAAGUUGUUAUUUCAACUGAAACUUUUAUAGAAUCGAAGUGAUCGCAUUAAUGACUAUUAAACCUGCAAUGUUAUGGUGCUGGUGUGGCUUUCUAAAGUGAACGAUACGUUUUCUGAAGCUAAGUUAAAUUUUUUCCCAGUGUAUAUGUAAGAAUCAUAGCUGAAAUAAGCUCCAGAUUUCAUUUUAUAUGUCUUGAAAAUAUAAUUUUUUUACUCAAACUUGCCACCAUAUAUAUGUCACUAAAUCAUAACUCUUCGGAAUGUGUUCUGCCAAUAAAUGACUUGGACCUGAUUGCAGUUUGUUGUAUUAUUUCCCAUGCUUGUUCACAUGUAGUUCAAGAGAGAGUGGAAAAGAUGAAAGCCAGGGGUUAUGACAUGAUCUGUAAAGUGAAAGGAGCUUUUUCUUUGGAGAUCUUGAAACUUCCAAUGGUAGGUUCUUAACUAGCUGAGGUACAUUUAUGUUUGAGGAGUCAAGGGGACCAAUCAUUUUGAAAACAAAACAUAAGAAAAAAUGUACUUAAGAAUACUGUAUGUUUAAGAAUUUCACCUUUGGUUCAAUUUGAUUGAAUUACAGGAUGGUUCAUUGCUCUCAUUAAACAACAAUGUGUGCAUUAUCAUGAAUAAUGACAUUGUGACAUGUUGCUUAAUGAAAUUCUCAAAAUUUUUCCAAAUACACUUGGGUGGCUUAUCUUCCUUAACAUUAACUUGUAGUUGAUAUCAUAAUCGACUCCAAGCUUCACAUGCCUCCUAUUGCAACACAAAAUAUUCUUUAAAAACUAGUACUUUUAAACUUUUAACAAUAAUUAUUGUGGAUGUAAUUAUUGUUGUUAACAAUGUGAUCAGACUAAUUGACUCGUUGAAUUGCAUUUAAAAUACUGUCAACUUUUGCUCUUAUUUAUAUAGAACAUUAGAAAGAUGAAGCUGUGUGAUUAUCGAGGUAUGUGACUGGAAAUUGUAGAGCUCUAUUUAUGGAACAUUGUUAAAAAUGGGUCGCUGUCAGCUAGCAGUAAUAGUUUGUCUUAAGUACUUCAUUGAGAAGAAGUUAGUUACCUUUGCAUUGGCUGUGUGAUCUUGCAAUCAAACUUGAGGAGAAAGCUUGUUGCAAGAUUAAGACCAAACAGUGGCUGCUUUAGGAAAGAUUUUUUACAUUAUGAAGUGCGUACCUCUUACUAAGGGUCUAGAUGAAUGUGUAUGUACUAUAGAUGUCCAUUGAGAUCAGUACAGUAUUCAUUCCAGGAAACUCAUUAUAAAGGAUUGAAUGACAUCACAUGACAAAUCAAUUAAAACUUUUGCAUUAUUACUAUCUGCAAUUGCCACUUGGAGUAUCCAUUUUUUUUCCUGGAUGGCUUGCAAAAGCCCAAUGCAAGUUAGAUCCACCUUCAUUGAUACCUUGCAGACACAAUCUGUUAGCAGGUUCUUAUUAUUACUGAUUUGGGACACACUUUUCUCUGCCAGUGGGAACAUUUGAGAUGAGUCAGGAAGAGGUAAUUUGGUAUUAUCAACUGAGCUGAUAAUGUAAAUUAGUCACCGUUAAGAGUUUAAAAGCUGACAUUUUGAGCAUUAGCCCUUUGUCAGAGCAAGUGACAAAGGGCUAAUGCUCAAAACAUCAGCUUUCAAACUCUUAACAAUGGCCAAUUUAUAUUAACAACUCUGUUGAUAGUACCAAAUUAACUUCAGUUGUUAUACUCUCCUUCUGACCUAGCACCACAGUUUCUUUUGAAACUAUCCUCUUUAUUCAUGAGUUGGGGAGAGGUUUUGCAGAGGGUGUGGAACUCACUAUCAAUGCUAGACUCUUUACAGACUUCUUGCUGGCUAGGGAUGCUCAAGGCCUAAUAUUUUACUUGGCGGGGGGGGGGAAGAGACGCUCAUGCAAAAACUCCAAUAAUGAGAGCCUGCUCACAAGCUACAGGUAAAUGGUAAUUGAGAGUAAACCACUGUGCCCUGACAACUAGCCAGCUAUGAUGCUCCCUAUUAUUAGUACCAGUCCACUUCAUUCUGUUAUGUUUACACACCUGUCUUCAAUCUCUUUUUAGCUCAAGGUGGUGAAGUGAAUGAAACUGCUCUAAAUGAGGUAAUGUUAAUACUAACAAUAAUUUAUCAAUGAAUAAGGAACUAUCUUAAGCUUCUUUUAAAUAACACUCAAGCAUCUUGAAUAAUCAGUUCAUAGGAAGAACAGACUCUAACCAUUUUGUAUUUUUGUCAAAAACUUGUGUAAGAAUGUAUGCACUAUGUUUAUGAAAUAUGUAAUAACUGAAAAUGGAAAGAGACGCUUUCACUCAACAUUUAUAUUUCAACAUCUCUUAUUAUUGCUUGAUUUUACAGGCUUCUAAACUUGUAACUGAAAUGACAAGAUCAGUUCUUCAACCUACAACAAAAGCUACUACAAGGUAUAAAGUAGAGAUGCUCACAACUCCAUGCAAGUGUCCACCAGACCUUCUCUUUUUGUUCUUAGUCAAUUCAAGUUACUCAACGGUUCUUAAACAGAUAUUUGUGAUCACCAGAUUAGUCUAAUGAUACAUAAUUUUUAGCGUUAUUUGUCCACAGAGAUCCAUUCACUGAACUUGGAAACCUGCCAUUGAAAACUCCAUCAGGUACAUGUUUGAUGAACACUGUGUCAUUCCAUAAUGUUUCCUUGUGCUUGUAAAGAUAAACUCUAAAUUCCAUCACAAUAGAUUAGACAAAAGUAACAUUUAGUUUAGACUGGUAGCAAAAAUUUAACUCGGAGAAAAAUUUGAAGAGCAACAUAUACACAAAAGGUGUCCAAACCAGAGGCUUGAUCAAGGCAUCUGUCAUAACUUACAAGCUCACACUGUUACAAUGUGAUGUAUAUGAUUUAUAUGAGUGUGUUGUAUUCCGCUCUCAUAUAAACUUCUUUCAACAUCAGCUUUGCUUUGUAAUCCUCUUCUUGUAGGAAUCAAAGUCAAAAGUGAGGAUCAGACAGGAAAUGUGAAACUAAAUGUGAGUGGAAAUUUUUACUCUGCAUCAUAACCAAACCUUUUUAAUUGAACUAGCUCUCACCCAACUUGCCAUUUCUGCCACAAUGUCUAAGGGGUGACCUAACCCAGGAAAGCAGAUAAGAAACUUGUAAUGUAAACAUUCCAUUUUCCUUGAGUUUAUGGAAUCAACAGAGCUUUGCUAUUUACUAUAGUUUUGUUAUAAACUAUUUCAGCAUUAAAUUUGUGGUGGUUUUAGCAGUAUUAUUGUUAUCAAAGAACUUUUUAAGAUGACCUUUGUAAGCAAUAAAAACUAGGUGUACAUUUUGCCUCUUUGUAGAAUCAAUUCUUUAAAGAAAACUUCUUAAGGGUUAGGGUUAGGGAUCUGAUUACAAUGAUGUUUUGUAGCUUUCAAAUAUUUCACUUUGUUUUCAGGAACCUGGGUUCUUGGAACCAACCACAGCUCCAAGAUCACUGCGUCCAAGAAAGGUGAAAAUGAGUAUGCAGUCACUAAUUUAUGAGGAAACUCCCAAUGUCACUCCUAGCUAAUACAUGUAUUUCAGAAGUCAAAAGAGGCUAAUUUUAGUACUUAUCUUAUUAUUGUGAGAGCUUUGCCUGACAGCUUAACCAGCUUACCCCAAGAUCUAGAUAUUGAUUCUCUACACUGCUUGCCGUACAUUUUUUCUUACUUUAGAUGUAAGAAUUUGGUAGUCAAUCAAACAACAAUUCCUCAACUGAGUUAAUAAUUUCUUGCACUACUUAUCACCUUACUGCAUUAAAAAGUUGAUGGUUUAUGAGAAAGCACCUUGGUAUAAACACCAAAUGUAAACUAAAAGAUAUUGAGAAGUCUUUUGUCACUUUCCUUUGUAAUGGAUCCCAUAAAGAAACAAUACUUUGAUGUCCUAUGGUCAUCAUAUCAGUAUGCUUAUUUUCCAUGCUGUUCUCUAUACAUUUCAUUUCCUGGUGUUGACCAGGAGAAUUUGUUUAUAACAAGCAAGAACACAUUCAGUUGGUGUUCAUUUCCUUAAUGUGUGUCUUAGGGGUGAUGUUCUAAAGAGAAUUUAGAUGUUAGCCAUUCUUAGGGAUCCCCUACGAGAGUUUAUCAAAAUACGACAAUGAGCCUUUAGUUAAAUUCAAAAGCAUCUAAAAAGUUGAAAGAGAUUGCAACAUGUUAUAUGAACAAUGAAUUGGAAUACACACAUGUACAGUAUGAAUACAUCCAAAAGUAAAAUGACUGUCUGAUGCAUCAUUCCUCAAUAGAGAAAAGACAUGUCUCCCAGCACAGUGGAUAAGAACACAAGAUCAGCCAAGACUCGCAAAACAAAAGAUAGCAUUACAGUUGCACCACCUUCUACUGGGAAACGCACAAGGUAAGUAUGCCUGACAAUUUUUUUUUCAAUGUUUGUGGACAGUUCUGCCCUAAUAUGCAAACUCAAACAACCAAUGAUUGAUCAAGUGCAAACAAUUACAGAAUGCUUUGGUAGAUUUGUUGGUGACUCAAUGUAUUAAAAUAGUUAUUGACUGAGUUUGGUUGGACUGGUCAGGUAAAUAUUUGGCUAUCCUUCAUGAUGCACAGACCUUGCUUGCCCUUAGUCUGUGUUUCAUGACCUGGAGCCAGAUAUUUUCCCUUUCACUCAGUCAAUAUAUUGAUAAAUAGUAUUAUUUUGUAAUUUCAUGGUAUGGUUCUGUGUUAUUAGCAAAAGGAUACAACCCAAAGCUCACUUUGCAACACCAGCAGUGAGGGGAAUUCCUUACAGCAACACACCAAUGGUGACACCAAAGUUUGACCCACGGUUAGUUUAUACAUAAAAUUUUUACUCAACAUACUUGAAUGGUAUUAUUGUAUUCUAAGUUUGUUUUGAUGCUCUAUUUAGCAGUGGGGGUUUUCCAGCAUUCAUGACUGGCACUUAACCCUUCAACCUGUAAGAGUGACUAGCAUCUAAUUUCUCCUACAAUAUCACCCAUGAUUCAAACAUGAAGGUCAUGAGACAGGGGCUUCAAAAUUGAUUUGAAGCAGGAAUCAGACUCUGCUAAAGUAGGUGACUGUGAAAAGUGCAUUAACCCUUAACUCCAGAUCAAAUUUUUCAUUUCUCCUUACUGUCAACCAUACAAUUAUCAUGAUGUUAGUUCUGAGAAUUUAGUAUUGGAUCAACUAAUUAUCUCCAAAUUGAUAUUUUUCUUUAUUCUCAUCACUUAUCUGGUUGAUGUUGUGUUGGUAUUGUAAGGAGAAAUUCUGUCAUGGUCAAUCAUGGGAGUUAAAGGGUUAAGGUAAUUAUUUUGACCUGAGGAACAAGUGACAUGUUUGGUAGCUGGCAGAACUCUGGCAGUUGCUGGCUUGUUUUGAAAUCCUCUAUGAGAUUAAAGGAAAUAAUCACCAGCUAAAGAAGCUUGUGAUUGUUAAACAAAUUCUCCUUGUUAAACCUUGGGAAAUGCAUGGAGAACAGAAUAUCGAAUAUGUACUGAUGUUAAGGUAUAAAGGGUUAAAUCAAUGAAGCCAUUGUGAUCCUUUUGUUCUAUAUGUUUAAAGGUUACCAGUGACUCCUGCCUUGCUGCGAGAACCAAAAGUUGGUGAAAGGUAGGUACUGUAGAGCCAAUAAUGUGAAAUUACCUGAACAAACACGUUACAUGUUUAUGUAAAUAGAACUUAUUAUUUAUGCCACUGAAAAUGAAGAAAAAGGCGCCUUUAGACAAAUUCAUUUUUUUUACCUCUGUCAGUUAUUUCUAUUGCUCUUUGGCAAAAGAAAAAAAUGACAAAAACAUGGUGUCAAACAUUCAGCGGUAUAAUCAUAAAUUAAGGAACAAUUGUAGUGUUACAGAACUGUAUGUACGGAUAUUGUUCUUAGUGCUUUGUAUUGAGCAUUGAUCAAAAUUCUUUUUUUCAGUAUCAUGUCUCUGAAUGGAUCGCCCAUUGUUAAUAGCGCUCCAGCCCCAAACACACCGCAGCUUUCUAUUUCCCUUGGUAACGGACGGGUAAGAGUUCUGCAGUAAUGUCAUUUCGGUUACUACAUGUACCCUGGUCAGUUAAGUGAGACCAUUCUUGAUAAAAACUCAAUCCAAAGAGAGUGUAUGAGCUCAUUGGUCAGUUCCCUGUUAAUUUUACAGAUUACGACAAUAUUCAUCAGUCAAAUGUUAUGAGACUGUGUGGAAGUUGUCUCUGACUUGUUCCGGUCUAUUAAUGUACAUGUAUGGUUAUCUCGCGAAAGUAAAGUAUUUUUGAAGGUUAUGCGUUUAUCACUUUGAAGUUUCAACAUCUUCCUGGGUGAUGACCCUCCCCGGUGCCAAAAUAUUGUUCAAAUGCCCCACCCAAGCGCUGGAUUUGAGAAUCAGUAUUUUGUAAAAGGCAAGGUCAGAUUUUCAUGUUGACCUUUUCUCCUCUCAUAACUGUCACUGUCAUUUCAAACAUCUUUCCUAGAGGAUUCAACUUAAUCCCACCUCUCACCUGAGCCCGUCGCAAUCGACGAUUCUGAACGACGCCGCAAGGAAGAAUGUGGAAUUACUGCAGGUGUGUGCAUAUACUUGUGUACAGGUACUCUCUUUAGAGUCAAGUUAAAUUCCUCAGCGAAAAGUGGUGUUAGUUUAUAAAGAAAUUGUGAUGCUGCGUCGGUGGGAGAGUGUAACAGAGUAAUGUGGUAUUAUCAACUGAGUUGAUAACGUAAAUUAGCCACUGUAAAGAAUUGCAAAGCUGAUGAUUCAUCAGAGAGAAUAGAGGAAUUGUGGGUUGUGUGUGUUUCUGUGCAGAAAAUGGAGCUCAGCUGCAUAUAAAACACACACACACAACCCACAAUUCCUCCAUUCGCUCUGACAAAGGGCUAACGCUCGAAACUUCAGCUUUGCAACUCUUUACGGUGACCAAUUUACGUCAACUCAGAAGUGAAACUACUUUAGGCAUUUUGACUUUCGUAUAAUAUUUUCUUUUUUAGCUUAAGUUUCCCCGCGCUAGGGGGUUGGCAUUAGUUGCAUACGUUUCCGAGCUUCUUAUUUAUAGCACAUAUCCCAGUUUUCCCCUCCUCUGGUACUUGGUACAUGCCUUCCUGCUCGUCCCACUGUUUGUGUGUUUUCCUGCAUUUUGUAAAGCUCUUUUGCAUUCCCGCUCUUCCCAACGUUUGUAUUUUCCGCCUAACCGCGCUUCGCACUGAUUGGUUGUUUUAUGAAGCGUAGCCAUGAUUUUUUUCCCGCGCCUCGCACUGGUUGGUUGUUGUGAAAGUACUUACAAACACGUUGUAUUUAUUUAUUAUUCUUGCAGCAAAAGCUUUCACAGCUCCUGGCCAUGCCAACUCCAGCAGAGAAAAAGUGAUUCUUAAUUUCCUUUUCUGUCAGUACAUUUUAUUUUGCUGAUGACAAGAAACCUAAGUUAACACUGUACUAAGACUAGGACUUAUGAAAAAAUGUUGAAAGUGUGUUAUUUGAUUGUUUAGAGCGAUUUUUUAAUUGAAUGUCGAAAGUAAUGUGGCCGCUUUUUGAUUGGUCCAGAAAACUUGCGUCACCCUCGCGACCAAUCAUAUGCAAAACUGAACCAAUCACGAUUUGGUUGCCCACGUUUUCCCGCGCUGUAGGCAGUUUGGUCGGUUUUACUUUGAGUUCUCAUUGGCUCUUAAAGAUACUUUCCUCUAUUCUGAUUGGCCUUUGUGAUUACCUUAGUUUUUGUUUUCUGACACUUGAUUGAAAAGUGCUCUAUGUAUGUUUGUGUUUACUUGUUUUAUUCACUUACUAUGCUCUGAGAAUUUUUCGCUUCAGUGUCUUUCAACAUAGAACUAUUCAGAUGUGAGAUUACAAAACAACCCAAAACAACCUUGGUGUUUAUCAAUUUGGAAUUGCAAAAUUGACUUAACAUAUUAGAUAAGUGUUGGUUAGAUUACUGAAUUUUUCUCUACAGCGGGCUGGUUAUUGAGCAUUAAAUAACUGUAACAUUUUCGUCUUUCCUUCCCUGUUUCAAUAAUACUGCCUCGUUACAUUUUCCAACACGACGGCUAAAACGGAAGUAACAAAAUUAUGACUGCUAGAGAAAUUUGUAUCAUUCAGUAAACCCAAGUUGGGUGUAUUUUUUAUCAUAUCGCAACAUUCGAUUUAGUCACUUGGUUUUUCAUACGUUUUUAAAAAAAUACUGCGUGCGGAGAUGUUUGAAUAGCAGGGGUGUUGAUAGAGAGAAAAAUUUCAUUGUCAUGUAUUCGAUGAUUGUAAUUUUUUGGAGUAUAAUUUCUGGUAACAUACUUCCUAUUUGAACCGUGGUCUCUUACUAUGAGCAUUAUUUUAAAACCCACUCUAGAAACUUUAGACGCCUUGCAUUGUCUUAUCUUUGCUUAGGGCGUCGAUUAAUUCGAAGCUUCAAACUUGCCCUCCCCUCCGGGCAAUCCUCCGGGCAUUUGAUCUUUUGAAGAUUGUUUUGUUCAAAUUCCUUCCACCUAGGGCAAAAAUUGUAUUCAAAUGCCCCACCCAAUUUUUUUUUCUGAGCCAUUCGCCUGCGAAAGUGGACUAUUUACCUGGAGCACCUCCAUAUUUAAAAAUAUAAAACUUGUAUUCCGCGGAAGACUUGUCACUACCGGUUCAAAUUUCCUCACACCGGUUCAAAUAUCCUCACACCAGCCAGGCUAGGUUAAAAUUCCCUACCACUGGGCACGGAAGAUGGUCAAUGUCAGUGGGUUGCCAGGGGGAUGUUGAAGCUUCAAAUUGAUCGGCGCACAAGUCGCUCCAAUCAUCUCAACUUUAGAGAAAGCUUUAUUGGGAAAAGAAAACUAAAGCAAAUAUUCCUGUGUUUGAGCCUCGAAGAUAAUCUUGUAAAUAAUUAUAAUUAGCACAACAAACAAUGGGAUAAACUAUUCAAAACAACGAAUUAUCUGAACGAGACCAAUAUUGAUAAAAUGACUCAAAAUCAAAUUUUGUUUUCUGUUUUGAAUAAACCUUUCAAAGUGCUUCACGUGGAAUGGACAAGAGCAAUAUGAAGAAUUCCCAGAGCGUUCCAUUCCCUGAAAGUCUGCAUUUCUUUUUAUAUCAUUAGGAAACUUAAAAUAGCCAGUGGUAUGCCUCGAAUUUGUCUCAGGCAGACAACACACUUAGCAUCUAUUAGUCCUUCUCAGCGACCGAUCGAAAACUAAUCUUAAACUCCAUGGUGCUCGCAGUGUAAUAUCAAGCCAAGGAGCGAUAAGCACAUCCACUUGGUUAUUUCCAUUUGAUUUCAUUCAAUCAAAAUGUGAUAUUUUCUUGCACGUUAGGUUUCGAUAAGGUUAACCAUUUCCUUUCGUUUGGUUCCGUGCACAAACUUAUAGCGGAGCUCGCAUCGCGCAGCGAAGUCCCAUACUUAUAAAAAGUGGUAGUGACCCAUAUUUGAGCUAAGGGAAAGUAAAAUUAUUCUGAGGAAACCGACUGUCGAGUUAGCUGACAGCUUAUAACUGAAAAAUUGGGGUCAAACACUAGGGAAAUUGGAUCUUGUUCGUGUUAGCCGGAGGUAAGAAUUAACUGAGUUCGAGUUAGCGGGGUUCUUCUGCACCGCACUAUGAGCAAAAAAAUGUAAAACUUUGACUUGUUUGUGGGUGCACACUUGAUAUAAAAUAAGUGCAACUCAUGUUUUCUUGUGUAAUUGUAUAUAUUUUAACGGAUAACCUUAAGUAUUAUGUUCAUUGCAU
Messenger RNA from Pocillopora meandrina, 10284 nucleotides. The record is from the annotation of a GenBank genome assembly. NCBI's taxonomy places the organism in Eukaryota, Metazoa, Cnidaria, Anthozoa, Scleractinia, Pocilloporidae.